AUGACUCCUCCUCCCGGAUACGUUCCUAAAGGUGAUUCUCGGGUUUGCAAAUUACUCAAAUCCUUAUAUGGUCUCAAGCAGGCUUCCCGCCAAUGGUACUCCAAAUUCUCAUCCACUCUCAUUGAGCAUGGUUUUAAUCAAUCAAAGGCGGAUUAUUCUCUUUUCACCAAAGUUUAUGGUUCUUGUUUUCUUUCUAUUUUAGUUUAUGUUGAUGAUGUUAUUCUGGCCAGUAAUGAUAGCAAGACUAUUUCAGAUUUUAUAUUCUUCCUCAACCAGAAAUUCAAGCUAAAAGAUCUUGGUUCUGCCAAGUACUUUCUUGGUCUUGAAAUUGCUCAAAGUUCUAAGGGUAUUUCUCUUUGUCAACGGAAAUAUGCUUUAGAGAUACUUGAGGAUUUUGGAUUUCUUGGUUUUAAACCUUCUAAGUUUCCUAUGGAACCUCACUUGAAACUUUCUCGGGAUAAUGGUGAUCUUAUUGCUGAUCCUUCCAUGUACCGAAGGUUGAUUGGCAGGCUUAUUUAUCUUACCCUUACUAGACCUGAUCUUGCAUUCUCUGUGCAGAUUUUGAGUCAAUUCAUGGAUAAGCAUCGUCAACCUCAUUUGGAUGCAGCUUACCGAGUUCUAAGAUACAUAAAAAAUGCUCCUGGUCAGGGCAUUUUCUUCCCCUCAUCUUCUACUUGUCAACUUAAGGCAUUUUGUGAUAGUGAUUGGGCAGGUUGUUCGGAUUCCAGGAGGUCUACUACCGAUUUUUGUGUGUUUAUUAGGGACUCCUUCAUCUCCUGGAAAUCUAAAAAGCAGCAUACUGUAUCACGAUCUUCUGCAGAAGCUGAAUACCGAGCUAUGACUGCUACUAGUUGUGAGCUUACAUGGAUUCGGGCUCUUCUUGCUGAUCUCCACAUUAGUCAUUCUCAACCUUCUCUUCUUUACUGUGAUAGCAAGGCAACCCUUUACAUUGCAGCAAACCCCGUGUUCCAUGAAAGAACCAAGCACAUUGAGUUGGACUGUCACCUUGUUCGUGAUCAGAUUCUCAAAGGGGUUCUCCAUACAAUGCAUGCCAAUUCUCAGCUUAACUUAGCUGACCUCUUUACCAAGGCCCUUGGUCUUCAGGUUUUUAGUUCUUUGCUGUCCAAGAUGAAUGCUCUGAACACUUAUAGUCCAGAUCAUCCAUCUUGA
Molecule: messenger RNA, 1170 nt
Organism: Alnus glutinosa
Lineage: Eukaryota; Viridiplantae; Streptophyta; Magnoliopsida; Fagales; Betulaceae
Exons: 1
Coding region: 1-1170 (389 amino acids)
Source: RefSeq, a predicted model, not a curated record